GUCUGCCACCAGCCAUCGUCAACACCAGAUUGGAACCAACAAUGAACCACAGAGGACCAAGCUUAUCGUCUCAAUCAGCAUAAAGGGAAGCUCCUGUGGAUUGGGGUAGGGCGCCAAACGAAAUAUUUUCACACGCUCGGUACAUCAAGAAACGACUACAUAACGAAGAUACGAAAAUUGGAGAUCCUUCGAACUACUUUGAGAGAAAGAAACAGAGUUGAAGGAGCACGAUGGCAUUACCCAGAUUCCAGAGGAUGACAAUCGAGCCGAAGGAGACGGUACUGAUGAUGAUCAAGAUGGAGAAGAUGGAGUUUAUCCCAAACCGCAAGAUCGCCAAGUUUAGGAACUUGGAUUCCGAGAUGAUCUUUGAAGACUUGCGACCGAUGAAAGUGACCACCCUUCCGGUCUGGUUGAUCAUCGAAUUGAAGCUGAAGAAAUUGGGCAAAGUCGUCCUGCCCGCGUGGCUAUCACUGGUCGAAUUAAAGAAACUCUUUCACUUCGAAAUCCAUUCUCCCCAGCUCUCAGAAUUACCCUACUUCUGGUUCGAGAUAUCAAAAUUGUUGAUCGAAAUUGCGGCUGAGGAUAUCGAUUCACUGGAAGAGAUUAAGAAGACCCUGAAAGAUUUGAAGGAAGUCCGACAGAACAAGUUACGAUCGAGUUUGAAAUAUAAUCUGAGUAACCAAAACCAACAAACCCAACAGGAUCGGGACUACAACUUCAAAAAUUUCUUAAACCAUCUCGAGAUCCCUAACCUCUCCCACUUUGAAUUGAACGAGAUCCGAUCAACCCUGACGAUCUUGAACUCGAAAUUACAGAAAUUCGAUAACAGUAGUAGUAGUAGUAGUAGUAAUGAUAAUACUUUCGGCAAUACGUUCGACCAACAAGCUUCGACUAGCUUCUCCGACCCUCAAUCACAUCGUCAAGACCACCCCACCCUCGACAACCAAACUCAUUCCCAGUUUCAAUUUUAUUCGGAGCCUAACGUACCUCCACAAGAUCAACGAUCAACAACGGCCCGGGUGGAUGACUUACGAGAGUCUAGCUCCUCUGUUCAUGACACUAAUUCUUCAACUUAGUAUUCACUCGCACCCCACAUUUCCCUACUCCUUGACGCACACACAAAAAAAAAACAUCUUUUCAUCUUUGAAAUCCAACAUUCGGUCGUCGUUUUUUACCUUAUCUGCAACGGUGUUUCUCAUCUCAAAGCUUCAUCGAGAUAGCCUUUUCAGGGGAUUUGUACAAAAAAGAAACAGCACCUCCAGUUUUGAUCAACUGGGCUAAAUGAUUGCUCAUAAAGUAAAGUAAAAAAAGAGGUAGGACAAUUCUUUUGUAAUGAA
Molecule: messenger RNA, 1337 nt
Organism: Puccinia graminis f. sp. tritici CRL 75-36-700-3
Lineage: Eukaryota; Fungi; Basidiomycota; Pucciniomycetes; Pucciniales; Pucciniaceae
Exons: 2
Coding region: 231-1076 (281 amino acids)
Biological process (GO): double-strand break repair via break-induced replication; DNA replication
Cellular component (GO): nucleus; GINS complex
Source: RefSeq, a predicted model, not a curated record